AUGUCAGGCGUGAACCUUAGACGAAACGUUGAAGCUGCUUUAGUAGAGAGUGGCGUUUCAGAGAACUGUAACAUUUACAACUUAGCUGGAAAGAUGACUACAUUCCUUGUUGAUUCGAGAAGUGAGAAUACCUGUAAAAAGUACUAUUCAAGUUUUAAUAGAUGGAAGAAAUUCGCAAUCGAAAACAGUUUAAAUGAAUUGCCUGCCGAGCCUGUUCAUGUAGCUCUUUACAUUACAAAAUUGAUAGAUGAACAAUGUUCUCCAAGUGUUGUAAAUUCAGCUGUAUAUUCAAUCAAAUGGGCCCAUGAUAUUAACGGUUUUAAUGAUCCGACAGAAAAUUCAUUUGUAAAAUAUCUUUUAGAAUCCGCCAAAAGACGUAAUGGAAGGCCUGUAAACAAAAAGGAUUCAGUUAACAAUGACAUGUUGAUUGAUUUAUGCUCUAUGUACACAGAUAGUUCAGAUUUACUUAUAGUUAGGGAUCUCACUAUGAUUUUGUUGUCUUAUUCGGGUUUUCUUAGGUUCGAUGAGAUUAGUAAAUUAAGAUGCAAAGAUGUUAGUAUUUUCGAAGAUCAUUUAAAACUUUUUAUUUCUCAUAGCAAAACGGAUCAAUACAGACAAGGGAAUGAAAUUCUUAUUUCUAAAGGUAUUUCUAUCGCUUGUCCAGUUAACAUGUAUUUAAGAUAUUUGUCUUUAGCUGGUUUGGACGCACAAUCUGAACAAUUCAUAUUUAAACCUAUAUUUAGAUCCAAAGGCGUAGCCAAACUUAUAUAUAAGAAUAAAUCUAUUAGCUACACUGCAGCUAAAGAAAACAUUGUAAAGAGACUUAAGCAGGUAGCCCCAAGUCUAAAUCUUGGUCUUCAUUCUUUACGAUCGGGUGGUGCAACUGCAGCUGCUAAGUCUAAUGUAAAUGAAAGAUGCAUAAAGCGACAUGGGAGAUGGAAGACAGAUUUUUCCAAAGAUGGUUAUAUCGAAGAUACUUUAGAAAAGAGAAUUUCAGUCUCACAAAAAUUGGGUCUUUGA
This is a messenger RNA of Mytilus trossulus (common blue mussel), 1020 nucleotides long. RefSeq lists its product as uncharacterized. Gene Ontology annotation, molecular function: DNA binding. The record is from RefSeq and is a predicted model, not a curated record. The transcript has 2 exons. Gene Ontology annotation, biological process: DNA integration; DNA recombination. NCBI's taxonomy places the organism in Eukaryota, Metazoa, Mollusca, Bivalvia, Mytilida, Mytilidae. The coding region runs from base 1 to 1020 and encodes 339 amino acids.